CAUCAAUUUGUGGUUUAUGACCACCUUACCUCGUGACUUGUUCAUUGAUUAUUAGUCAUAUAGAAGAAAUCACGAGAUCGGUUUCUUCUUUGAACGCUCAUCGAAAGAAGGUUCUGCUAAAUCAGUGAAUUGUUGGUGCAGCUCUGUACUUUUUUCCUUUGACUCUUGUUCGAAAGAACAGAGUUUCUGUAAUUAAUUUAAUUCGUUGAAUGUUAAAGUCGUUACGACUUUAUCAUAAUCAAAUAUGGGAUCGCUUUUUCGAAGCGAGGAAAUGACCUUGUGUCAACUGUUUUUGCAAAGUGAAGCAGCUUAUGCUUGUGUAUCAGAACUUGGAGAAUUGGGACUGGUACAAUUUCGAGAUCUCAAUCCUGAUGUCAAUGCUUUUCAACGAAAAUUUGUUAACGAAGUACGUCGCUGUGAUGAAAUGGAACGUAAAUUACGGUAUUUGGAAAAAGAGAUUAAAAAAGAUGGUAUCCCAAUGCUUGAUACUGGAGAAAAUCCAGAAGCUCCACAGCCUCGAGAAAUGAUAGAUCUUGAAGCAACAUUUGAAAAAUUGGAAAAUGAAUUAAGAGAGGUCAAUCAAAAUGCAGAAGCUCUCAAACGAAAUUUCUUGGAAUUAACUGAAUUAAAGCAUAUACUCAAGAAGACUCAAGUUUUCUUCGAUGAGGCUGAGCAUGGAGGUGUCGUGUCGCAGAUGGCAGACCCCAGCCGUGAGGAAGAACAAGUCACUCUCUUGGGUGAAGAGGGCCUCCGCGCUGGCGGCCAGGCUCUCAAGCUCGGUUUCGUCGCAGGAGUGAUUCUAAGAGAGCGCAUUCCUGCAUUUGAGCGCAUGCUGUGGCGGGCAUGCCGUGGCAAUGUUUUCUUGCGUCAAGCUGAGAUUGAAACUCCUCUCGAAGAUCCUUCAACAGGAGACCAAGUUUUCAAGUCUGUGUUUAUCAUAUUCUUCCAAGGAGAUCAAUUGAAAACUCGAGUUAAGAAAAUUUGCGAAGGAUUCAGAGCUACUUUGUACCCAUGCCCUGAAGCACCCGCCGAUCGCCGUGAAAUGUCAAUGGGUGUCAUGACUCGAAUUGAAGAUUUAAAUACAGUGCUUGGACAAACUCAAGAUCAUCGUCAUCGAGUUUUAGUCGCUGCUGCAAAGAAUAUUAAAAAUUGGUUUGUGAAGGUCCGGAAGAUCAAGGCGAUUUAUCAUACUUUAAAUUUAUUCAACUUGGAUGUUACACAGAAAUGUUUGAUUGCCGAGUGCUGGGUGCCGGUGCUAGAUAUCGAGACAAUUCAACUUGCGUUGCGUCGCGGAACUGAACGCAGUGGCAGUUCCGUGCCGCCUAUUUUAAAUCGUAUGGAAACAUUUGAAGAUCCUCCGACGUAUAAUCGAACAAACAAGUUUACGAAAGGAUUUCAGGUUUUGAUAGAUGCAUAUGGAGUUGCUUCUUAUAGAGAGAUGAAUCCAGCACCUUACACCAUAAUAACAUUCCCAUUUCUAUUUGCUGUCAUGUUUGGCGAUACUGGCCAUGGAUUAAUCAUGUUCUUGUUCGGUGGGUGGAUGGUAUUAAAAGAAAAAGGACUUGCCGCAAAGAAAUCAGAUAAUGAGAUUUGGAACAUCUUCUUCGGCGGACGAUACAUUGUCUUCUUAAUGGGCUUGUUUUCAAUGUAUACUGGAUUUAUAUACAACGAUGUAUUUUCUAAGUCACUGAACAUCUUUGGGUCAUAUUGGAAAAUUAACUACGACUAUAGCACAAUACACUCGAAUAAGGAGUUACAAUUAAAUCCCAGCAGUAAAGAUGAAUAUGAUCAAAUUCCUUAUCCAAUAGGAAUGGAUCCUGUGUGGCAACUUGCAGAAAACAAAAUCAUCUUUUUAAAUUCGUAUAAAAUGAAAAUAUCAAUCAUUUUUGGCGUUAUACACAUGUUGUUCGGUGUAUUUGUUGGAUUAUGGAAUCACUUGUACUUUAAAAGGAAACUUAGCAUAACUUGUGAGUUUAUUCCACAAAUUGUAUUCCUGACGUUCCUCUUUCUGUACAUGGUACUUCUUAUGUUUAUCAAGUGGGUGAAGUAUGGUCCUGAUACUGAUGGUCUUGAUCUACAGCAUAGUCCUUACUGCGCACCGUCCGUAUUAAUUACCUUCAUUAACAUGGUAUUGUUUAAUCGAGGAACUGCCCCAGAAAAGUGCAGUCCAUGGAUGUAUUAUGGUCAAGAAUCAUUCCAAAAACUUCUUGUAGUUCUAGCUGUCCUCUGUAUCCCGUGGAUGUUAUUAGCAAAACCUUUCAUGCUGAUGUACAAUAGAAAGCAGCAACAUUACCAGUUAAACAAUCAUGGAACUGAAAAUGGUGAUGUAGAAGGUGGUGUUGACUCAAUCCAGCCAAAUAGUGGCGUUGCUCAAGGUGGGCACAAAGAAGAAGAAGAAGAAGAGAUGAGUGAAAUGUUUAUUCAUCAAGGAAUUCACACCAUUGAAUAUGUUCUUGGCAGUGUUUCUCAUACUGCAUCAUAUUUACGUUUAUGGGCUUUAUCGCUUGCUCAUGCUCAAUUAUCAGAAGUAUUAUGGAACAUGGUUAUGAGAAAUGGAUUGACACGACAAGGAUGGGCUGGUGGUAUCGUUCUAUGGGCUGUAUUUGCAUUUUGGGCUGUUUUAACCAUUGGUAUUCUAGUUCUUAUGGAAGGAUUAUCAGCUUUUCUACAUACAUUACGACUUCAUUGGGUCGAAUUCCAAAGCAAAUUUUAUGCAGGACAAGGAUACAGUUUCCAGCCAUUCUCCUUUGAAAUUAUUUUAGAUGCUGCGGAAGCUACUACAGAAGAUUAAAAUGAAUUUAAACCACGAAAAGAAAUUUUACUUACAGUAUACAUUCUGUGUAAUGUUACUUUGUGAUAUUUAAUAGCAAUCAGUAUAUUUAAAUAUAUCUAACUGUUACUGUCAUCUAUAGGAAAACUGAUGCUGAAGAAUUUAUUAUUUUAAAAAUAAAAAGAAUUAGUUCUUUUGCUGUUGCACAUUGAAUUACAUCCAAUAUAAUAUUCACAAAACCAUUGUAAGAAAACUUAA
Messenger RNA from Nomia melanderi (Alkali bee), 3028 nucleotides. It is a transcript of the gene Vha100-1, whose product is annotated as V-type ATPase subunit a family protein Vha100-1. Gene Ontology annotation, biological process: vacuolar acidification; proton transmembrane transport. The record is from RefSeq and is a predicted model, not a curated record. Gene Ontology annotation, molecular function: ATPase binding; proton-transporting ATPase activity, rotational mechanism. Gene Ontology annotation, cellular component: vacuolar proton-transporting V-type ATPase complex; vacuolar proton-transporting V-type ATPase, V0 domain; plasma membrane. Lineage: Eukaryota; Metazoa; Arthropoda; Insecta; Hymenoptera; Halictidae.